CGAAUUCUUAACCAGCUCGGAGCAAAUUCAAAUCAGCGCUCGAUAACUGUCGCCGGCGAGAAUCACGUGACCCGCAAUGUACGGGGUUUCCCAGCUUCUCAUGCUCGGCUCCCUGCCGUUAAUAAGCAGUUGUCCCGGAGUGGUGACACAUCUAGGAGGCUCCUGUUCUCGUUCCGGAGGUUUUUGUUUAAUCCCCAGUCAAAUCAAGCUGGUUCUAUUAACGUCCAAAUUUCGGUUAUUUCCGCCAUGACCUGCUUACGGUGUUCGGCGAUUCAUUGUCCUCGGCUAUUUCCGGUUGCGCUUCGGCUCAUUCCGGAACACGAUCAGGCCACCCUCGGCUAUUUCCGGUUGCGCCUCGGCUGUUUCCGGAACUCGGCCAGGCGGCGCCUCGGCUGUUUCCGGAAACUCACCUCGCCCUCGAUGGCCAGACGAGAGGCAUCAGAAAAGUGAAAGCAACAAACGAGAAGGGAAGUUACUGGAAAACUGUGGAAUGAGAAAAAAAAGUUAACAUUUUUGAUCUAGUGAUCCUUCGUGAACACAUCAGGAAAUCGGAAUCACAUAUCUUCGUGUUUACUUUACCCAACUCAUGAGAGAAUGGUGUUUAAUCGUGUCACAGCUACACACAGUUUACUUUAUCCUGUUAGACCAGGUGCUGCAGCUGGCAAAACGUUAAUUUUCAAAUCAUUUCUGGCCACAGGACUGAAGGAACGCUAAGGUGGUACCGUUUUUCAAGGUGGUGGCAAGAAAAAAAAAGCCAGGAAAGUCUAGGACACCUCUGUUUAGGUUCUGGUAGGGAAACUUGGAAAAUAUUAUGAAGGAUAGAAGUGAUCAGGGUUUGAAAAGGCAAGGAUUCAUCAAGGAUGGUCAGCACGGUUUUGUCAGGGAAGAUCAUGGAAAAAAGCUUGAUUGAAUUUCGGUUCAUAGAGACCUAUCUCAUGGAAACAGACCUAACCUAUCCAUGCUGACCACGUAUCCUAAAUAUCUAGUGCCAUUUACCUGUAUUUGGUCUGUAUCUCUCUACACCUUUCCUGUCAACAUACCUGUCCAAAUGUUUUUUAAAUGUUGUGAUUGUACCUGUCUCUACCAUUUCCCCUUCCAUACAUACACUGCUCUGUGUGGAACAAAAUGCCCCGAGGUCCUUUUUAAAUUUUUCUCCUCUCACCUUAAACCUAUGCCCUCUAGUUUUAGAUUCACCUACCUUUGGCUAGUCACCUUAUCUCUUUCCCUCAUGAUUUCAUACAUGUCUAUUUGGUCACCCCUCAAUCUGUAACACUUCAGCGGAAAGGAAGUCCAAGCCUCUCUUUAUAAUUCAAGCCCCACAGUCCUGGCAAUGUUCUUUUACAUUUUGUCUGCACCCUUUCUAAUUUAACAACAUCCUUCCAAUAGCAGAAUUGCAAUAUUCCAAAAGUGGUCUCACCAAUAUCUUGUGCAGCCACAACAUGACAUCCCAACCCAUGUUCUCCACCUCCUGCAAGACUUUAAUUUCCCUGGUCCCCAAUGCCUCAUCUUCACCAUGGACCUCCAGUCCCUGUACACAUCUAUCCACCAUGACUUAAGGCCUCCAAGCCCUCCGUUUCUCCCAGCGUCCCGAACAGUACCCCUGCAUUGACGCACACAUUCGUUUGGCUGAACUGGUCCUCACCCUCAAUAAUUUCUCCUUUGAAUUCUCCCACUUCCUCCCAACCAAAGGGGUAGCCUUGGGCACCUGCAUGGGCCCCAGCUAUGCCUGUCUCUUUGUCAGUUACUUGGAACAAUCCACCUUUUGCAGUUAGACUGGCACCAUUCCCCACCUUUUCUUCUGAUAAUUGUAUCAGCACCAACCCGUGCUCCCACGAGAAGGUUGAUCAGUUCAUCAACUUAACCAACACAUUCCACCCCGACCUUAAGUUCACCUGGACCAUCUCGGACACUUCCCUCCCCUUCCUGGACCUCUCCAUAUCUAUCAAUAGUGACCGACUCAACAUAGACACCUUCUACAAACCCACCGACUCCCACAGUUACCUGGACUACACCUCCUCUUAUCCUGGCACCUGUGAAAACGCUAUCCCUUAUUCCCAAUUCCUCCACCUCCACUGCAUCUGCUCCCAGGCGGACCAGUUCCACCACAGAACAUACCAAUUGGCCGCCCAUCCCACAUGGUCGAUGAUACCCUCCAGCGCAUCUUAUCCACUUCCUGCAUCUCUGCCCUUGAACACCAUCCCUCCAACUGCAACAAGGGCAGAAUCCUCUGGUCCUCACCUUCCACUCCACCAAUCUCCAUAUACAUCGCAUCAUCCACUGCCAUUUCUGCCACUUACACAGGGACCCCACCACCAGAGAUAUAUUUCCCUCCCUGCCCUAUCCGCUUUCCAUAAAGACCAUUCCCUCCGUGGCUCUCUUGUCAGGUCCAAGCCCCCCCCAUCAACCCAUCCUCUUAUCCCGGCACCUUCCCUUGCCACUGCAGGAAUUGCAAAACCUCUGUCCACACCUCCUCUCCCCUCCCCUCCCGCCCCCACUUCCGUCCAAGGCCCCAAAGGAGCCUUCCACAUCCAUCGGAAUUUUACCUGCACCUCCACACAUCUCACUUACUAUAUCCGCUGCUUCCAAUGCGGUCUCCUCUACAUUAGGGAGACAGGACGCCUACUUGCAAAAUGCUUCAGAAAACAUCUCUGGGAAACCUACAUCAACCAACCCCACUGCCCCGGCUAACAUUGUUUGUCUCAUACGCUCUUGGCAAGGAUACACCUAGGCAUGGUACAUUGGCAAGACCAAGCAGACGCAACAACAACGGAUAAAUGGAAACCACGCAACAAUCAUCAGACGGGGUGUUUCCCCCCCACUCGGGGAACACUUCAGCAGUCAGGGACAUUUGGCCUCGGAUCUUCGAGUGACCAUCGUCCAAGGCGGACUUUGGGGUAGGCAACAAUGCAAAGUGGCCGAGCAGAGGCUGAUGGCCAAGUUUAGUACCCGUGAGGAUGGCCUCAACCAGGACCUUGGGUUCAUGUCACACUACAGGUCACCUCACUACACUGUGCACUUUUUCACACACACACACCUAUGCUUACAUACUCACACACUCAUGCAGACCCUCUCUCAUAUACACUCUCUCACUUGCACACACACACACAUACACCCCCACACUCACACCCAUGCACAGACUCUGUCACAGGCUUAUACUCCAUCAUACCCAAACACACACCUUAUCAAGCUUUCACACAUGCAAACACACACUCAAGUGUACUCACACGCACACACUUACUCUCUUAUGCAUGUGUACACACAUAUAAGUCUAUGGGGUGAAUUUGUAUUUGCAGAUUAUAUUUUCAUAUCCAUUCUAUUUUGCACAAAAAUACACAAUCUGCAGGCAGUCAAUACAUGUAAUAUUUUGUAAAUACUGCUUUGGAAAUAGAACCAGUCUGACUCAAGAUUGGGAUAUAGCCAGACCCAACAUCUUUAAAACAUUGUCUGAGAUGAGAUGUCAUCUUUUGCUAUAAAACCUUAAGUUAUCUCAAGAAGGUGACUUAAAAUAAGUUCUGGAAUUUACGUAUUAAUGAACCGAAACCUGCAACCCAUUCUAAUAGAUAAAAGACUUAACAACAAUCCAGGUUGUUCAAUAUAUCAUUUCAGUUGCAUGACACUGUAACCUUUUGCUAUAAAUUCUGUGUCUUAUGGUGUUAUUCUCCACAACCACCUGAUGGAGUGAUAGUGCUUCCAGAAAAACCUGUUGGACUAUAAACUUGAUGUUGUGUGAUUUUUAACUUCUACCAUUAAGCUACUUUCGUAUUCAAUUGGCUAUCUCUUCCUGGAGAUAGUGAGGACUGCAGAUGCUGGAAACCCUGAUGAAGGGUCCUGCCUGAAACAUCGACUAUCCUGCUGUGCUUUUUCCAGCUCCACAUUUUAUCUCUCUCUGGAUCUCAUGUGACCUUACUAACCAGUCUACCAUGUGGGAUCUUGUCAAAGGCCUUACUAAAAUCCGUGUAGACAAUGUCAACUGCUAUUCCUUCAUCUGUCUUGGUAACCUCUUAAAAAAAAUCAAAUUUGUGAGACACGAUCACCAAUGCCAAAAGCUAUGCUGACAAUGCCUAAUCAGUCCUUGCCUUUCCAAAUGCAUUUGAUUUACAAAGAGGUGACUAACUGUGUAGGUGAGGGUAGGCCUUUGACAAGAUCUUGACAAGUUUGGCAGAUUGAUUAAGAAACUGAGAGCCCACAGAAUACAGGGCAGUUUGGCAAUACUGUCCACUUGGCUGGAUUCAUUCAGCUCCAACCACACUCAUAAAGCAGCAGGAUAAAGCAGCCUGCUUGAUUAGCACCACAUCCUCAAACAUUCACUCCCUCCUAAACUGAUACUCAAUAGGACAAUUUAUGUAAUCUACAAGAUACACUGGAAAAAUUCAAUAUUCCUUUGAUAGUAACUUCCAAACCGACAGCCACUACCAUCAAGAAGGACAAGGGCAGCAAAUACAUGAAAAUACCAGCACCUGUAAGAUCCCCUCUAACUCAUUCUUCAUCUGACUUGGAAAUAUAUCACUGUUCCUUCAGUGCCACUGGGUCAAAAUCCUGGGACUCAGCACUGUGGGUAUAUCUACACUGAAUGAACUGCAGCAGAUCAAGAAGGCAGCUUUCCACUCCCACCUCAAGGGCAACUAAAGUUGGCCGAUAAUUUCUGGACCCACAUCUUCUGAAUAAAAUAAAGCAAAGAGUUUAAAUUCCUCCUGCCUGCACAAUUGCACCAACAUAACCUUCAAAUGCUCUGUUUGCCACCACUAGCUUUAAAGCAACUCUGUUCAUUCACAACAAUGUCUGUAGCCCUAACUCACUCCUUUUGUGGUCCCUGUAAUGUCUGUAAGGUGAUGAACCUCUGUGCUGGUUGCAACCUGACUACUCCCUCCAAAGUACACAAACCAGAUAGCAAUCAUGAGACAUUGUGACUAGAUCAUUGUGGGAACCACUGUUAUUUUAAUGAUUUAAUCUGCUGCCUCCUAACUCACCUGAACAUUCUGUUUUAUUUGUACCCUUCCAUAUAAUUCCCUGCUUCUUUAAUUGUUUAACAAAUGCAAAUCCCCAGAGACAAAUAAUCACCACCUCAUUUGUUAAGUUAGUUAGUCUGCUACUUUGAGGGACACUGCUUGGGAGUGUGCAUUAUUGUCUGUCCACCACCGCGUAUCAUAUUUGUACUGAGGCUCCAGCGAUGGAGGUAGGCUGCACAGGGGCAGGAGAUUAUUCUAUACUUCCUAGAUAACUGGCAACCCAAAUCACUUCAUUCUUCUCUCCAGAAGCACAGCCUCAUUGUCUGAUUCAUUACUAGAUCAAAUACUAAUGGUUUGUCCUUGACCCACUCGACAAGGGCCUCUUUCAUCGUGGAACUUCAAACCUGUCAUUCAACAAAUGGGAUUAGUCACUACUAGUGAGUUCCCCUGUUUCCUUGAACUAAAGGACAUUCUUUACUCAGGAAGGCUGGUCAUAUGAGGCACCGAGAAGGAAGGCAGGCAGUAGGUGAGUUGAACAGGUUGUUGAGGAGUGGAUAAAUGAGGUGUAGCAUGGAUGAUUUGAAUCAGCCUAUGGCGUUUCACUGGAUGUGCAGGGGAGUGAUAUUUGUGAAGACGGGAGACAGUGUUGAGCAGAAGUUUACAGCUGUGAUGCCCAUUUAUCGUACACCCACUCGAUGACCAUUUCCAAACAAUUGCACAGUAGUCUAUGGAUUAUGAUCGGUCAUGUCUUUCUUUCCAGGACCCUCUGACACCAUAUUUCUCCAAGAAGGAACCAAGGCCCUUGUAGAUGCAGUUGUCAAGAGUAGAGGAGUUAUCUUCCCAGAGGACCUGCAGAGGAACCCUCAGCACCAGACCAUGGUUUGAGAUCGCCACCUGGACCAGUGCCAUCUCCAUGCAGUAAGAAGACUAGUCAACCCAUGAAGGGCAUAUUGCCAGUAUAUUGGAGGAUGCCAAGAUGGUGGUGAUGCCUCCUUGAAAGUUUGAGGUGAUGGCGCUGAUGUCCAUGAUGGAACAGUAUGUGAAGCUGGUGGUGAUGAAUCGAAGCCUGCUCCCAUUUUAUCCGUGACCGACAUGGAUUCUCUGGAGCAAGCGGUGAGUUUGCAUUGACCCGAAUGACUCUGGCACAUCCCACCAUGGCCCUGAAUUAUUCAAUGGACAAUAUGGAUCCUGUGUUCCCAGGCCUUCACCUCCUCUUUGAGUUGAAGCCUCUCUUCAUCCCGCUCUAUGUGGUGCUGGUGAUUGUGGCUUGUUCUGGUAACCUCCUCCUUGUGGCUAACAUCUCCGUCACCAAGAAGCUUCACACGACCACGAACUUUCUCAUUGGCAACCUGGCCGCCUCCGAUCUGGUAAUGUGCAUCUUCUGUGUUCCAAUUACUGCGUCCUACGCAUUCGAAACCAAAGGGUGGCUUUUCGGGAUCUUCAUGUGCUACUUCAUCACCCUCAUGCAAUCCACCACCGUCUAUGUGUCUGUCUUGUCCCUCACUGCCAUAGCUGUGGACAGGUAUGUGGUGGUGGCAUACCCAAUCCACCAAAGAAUCAGACCACGGUACUGUGUCUAUAUCGUUGCCUUUAUCUGGUUGGUCUCCAUUGGUGUUUCAAUGCCAUCGUACUUACACACCAACUACUUUGCCCUCAAACAUGCUGGGUACAACAUGCUUAUCUGCGAGGAGAACUGGACUAACUUGGAAGGGCAAAGGCUGAUCUAUUCCUGUGUCAUGCUGCUGCUCUCCUACAUGCUCCCACUCUGCGCUGUCUCCAUUUCCUACUGCGCCAUAUCCCACCACUUAAAGAAAAAGAAGGUGCCCGGUGCAGCCUCCUACAACCAGGAGAAGUUGUCAAGGAGGAGGAGGAGGAGGCGGACUUUCUGGAUGCUAGCCAUUUCUGCCCUGUCCUUUGCCCUGUGCUGGUUGCCUCUGCAGACCGUCAAUCUGAUACGGGACAUUGACAUCAACAUCAUAGACAAGAGCUACGUUAAUGUGAUCCAGGUCUCCUGCCAUUUGGUUGCCAUGAGCUCCGCCUGUUACAACCCCUUCAUCUACGCCUCCCUCCACAACAAGUUCCGAGUUCAGCUGAGAAACCUCCUGUUCUGCAACAAGAGGCAGACAACCAGUAGCACAGUCAGCCAAACCUCCCGCUCGAGAUAUACGAUCACCUCUCUAGAUGCGCCCACUGCCAUCAAUUUAAAGGACAAGCCCUGUUUGAGAUAAAGCACCUUACCUCCCUUGGAUGAAAUGCCCCUCUGCUCCAUUGAAUCUAUCAAGGCACAAUAGCUAAAGGCCCAAAAGAUGGGCCUGCCCACCCUCCCCCACCCCAUUGCUCCAUCACUCGAUCAGCCCAACUGUACUCCUUUGGAGAAGAUAUGGCAUUUUGCAUAGAUCUCCGAUUAGAUCCAACCCAACGCAAUGCCUCACCCCAAGACACCCAAACGGAGCCGAAGUCACCAGGUUGGAACCACUGGACUGAACUCGGAAAUUAGCAACACAAAGAAUCAAUUUAAAUAACUGCUGCUCGUUGUGAGACGAAGAGGCUGCACCGUCCAUGUCGGGAACCAGUUGACACUUCAGAUGUUUACCAGAGUGUGUUCCCUCCAAAGUAAAAUGUUGACUCUCCGUUGGGCAGCCCAAGAGGCACACGGCGAUGGCGAUUGAGCGACUGUAAUGAGAAGGAAAUUGUAUAAGAGACAGGAGAAACCAUCUGACUUUGCAAAGUGCUGGCUGUGUUCCCUCCUUGUGCCCAUCCAACUGAACUGUCACCGAGUGUUAUCUUAACUCUGUCUGCCUAUUGGUCUUCUGCCUCUCAUUAGCCUUGCCUAACAACAGCCAUAAUCUUACUUUGGAAAUUUUCAGUUGCCCCCCCCCACCUGCCAAAAGCUCAGCAACUUCUUGGGACGAGAGAGAUCCAGAUAUCCAGAUUUCCAUACUGUUUGUGUGAAUUGAUGCACCUUGAGUUCAUUAGAUUAAGUCUGGAAGCUAAGCAAAUCAGGCCAAGCUAUAGGGCAGCUGAUUGACAUGCAUGGACAGGAGAGUCUAACCCUCUGAAUAAAAACUCCCUGACAUUUGGGUUUUUGCUGUAGAAUAACACAGGAACAUGUGGUCAACUGUGAGUGUUUUGUGAUACAACAAUAUGAGUCUAAAACAGAAUAAUUGCCGCAAGGAUAGGUAACAAAGUAUGUUGUGAGGAGGCCAUCCAGGGUUUGCAAUAUAGGUUAAUUGAGUGGUCAGAAAUUUGGCAAAUUGAGUAUAAUGUGAUAGCGUCCUUUUUGGUUGGAAUAAAGUAAAGAAGCACUUAAUCUAGAUGGUGAGAGGUUGCAGAGCUGUGAGGCGCAGAGAGAUCUGGGUGUCUUAGUGCAUGAAUUACAGCAGGUUAGUAUGCAGGAAGUAGUCAGGAAAGCUACUAAAAUGUUAUGGUUUAUAGCGAAAGGAAUUAAAUACAAAAGUAGUGACGUUAUGCUUCAGUUGUACAGCGCACAUACAGUUGGUGAGGGCACAUCCGGAGUACUGCGUACAGCGCUUGUUUCCUUAUUUAUGGAGGGAUGUAAAUGCUUUUGAAGCAGUUCAGAGAGGGUUUACUGAAUUAAUACCUGGAACCAUUUGUUAUAUGAAGCAAGUUUGAUCAGGCUAGGCUGGAAUUUACAAGACAAAGAGGUGGCUUAUUCAAAACAUAAGAUCCUGAGGGUCUUGAAAGGAUGACUAUCAGGAAAGGAUAUUUUCUUUGGUAUACAGAGCUCGGAGUCAAUAAGGUUUACAUGAAGAUUUGUAGUUCGGGUUGUGGAUGAGGUAGUUGGUUAGCUGGCCGAGCUGCUGUAUUUUCGUGCAGCCGUUUCAUUACCAUACUGGAUCAUGUAGUUUAGUAGCCAGUUGGUGUUUGUGAAGUGAUGGUUCACUCUCCCUCAUCUCCGUACAUACAGACUAAAAGGGCCAUCGAUUCAAUUAUGACGAAGUUGCUAUCCUUGGGCAGGCCAACCGGAGACACGCAAGAGAGUUCUUGGAAGCCUUUUGAACCAAAAAGGCCAUCAUCAAACGCAACGAGGUAGACCCGGUGUGCACACUGCUGCAGAGAAGACCUGGAAGUGACACUCGCCCCAACAGACUGGACCCACACAAAAACCAACAGUGCGUUAUGGAAGUCAUACUGAUGAUGUUACCCAGCAUGCUGACAAAACAUCUGCACGAUAACCCAGCAGCUCAGUGAGCUAACCAACGACCCCCAGGAGUCAAUGUCUUAAAAGAAGGUGUUGCCCAUUUUAGGUAGAAACAAGGCAAGUUUUGAAUCUUUGGAACCCUCUUGCUUGACAGGCUGGGGAGAUGGAACUUUGCAGAUUUUUAAGGAUGAGGUGGAAAUGAAUGACUAUGGGGGAUUGUGAAAUAGGCAGAA
Messenger RNA from Hemiscyllium ocellatum (epaulette shark), 9341 nucleotides. It is a transcript of the gene prlh2r, whose product is annotated as prolactin releasing hormone 2 receptor. NCBI's taxonomy places the organism in Eukaryota, Metazoa, Chordata, Chondrichthyes, Orectolobiformes, Hemiscylliidae. The transcript has 4 exons. The record is from RefSeq and is a predicted model, not a curated record. Gene Ontology annotation, biological process: G protein-coupled receptor signaling pathway. Gene Ontology annotation, molecular function: neuropeptide binding; neuropeptide Y receptor activity. The coding region runs from base 6080 to 7174 and encodes 364 amino acids. Gene Ontology annotation, cellular component: neuron projection; plasma membrane.